Cladophialophora immunda is the source of this 3115-nucleotide messenger RNA. RefSeq lists its product as uncharacterized. Gene Ontology annotation, cellular component: membrane. NCBI's taxonomy places the organism in Eukaryota, Fungi, Ascomycota, Eurotiomycetes, Chaetothyriales, Herpotrichiellaceae. Gene Ontology annotation, molecular function: transmembrane transporter activity. The transcript has 4 exons. Bases 1068 to 2753 code for a protein of 561 amino acids. Gene Ontology annotation, biological process: transmembrane transport. The record is from RefSeq and is a predicted model, not a curated record.
CUAUUUCGACGUUUCCUGUCGUCAGCUCUUUUUGGCUUCUGCAAGACAUACCCUGGUGGUGAAAGAGCGAUUGUCGGGUUUUCACGAUGGCCCUGGCCCUCUUCUCAUUCAACAAUUGAUAUAAUUCUCAGGGGUGCCUCAGGUCAUCUGGAUGUGUGAAGAGUCCGCCUCGAUGAGUACAGCUACCAAGGAAUAUUUGGGCCCGCGCAGGUGUUGGAGCAACUUGAAGAUGUAUCUUCUUCCACAGCUGAUGCAUCUCCCAUUUCUACUGCUUGUCAAGAGAGCCCCCAGCUUCCUUGGGGUUGCUAUUACGUUUUGGUUUGUUUCUUCCCCGCGUUCUCGACAUGCUCCGGUCGGAUAAACACCGCCUUGACGACUCUGCCAGCAAAACGAGAACCUUCUUGUGCAUGUUCUACAACCCUCCCAGUGGAAUCGGUUCGAGAUAAACUUGCGGACAUUGUCGUUUCUUUGCCACGUGUGCUAGCUAGAUCUUUGUCAAACUCUUGAUAAGGCGCUGCUGGAAUCCCGCAGCAUUUGCGAGACACUAUCCUCGUAUAGCUCCGUUGCCAAGUAAAUGGGUGUGACAAGAUCAAUGCCCAUUCAACGCUACUCUGCAGGGCCUAUCUCUCCCCUUGCCUUUCAACAAAUCAAGACUUCGUGUCGAUGACUGUCGAGCAGUUGAAUUCCUGUCGGGCAUGCCACUUAUCAUUCGACAGCAUGGAUUUGAAUUCAGAGCGGCCUUCUCCCGGCUGUCGUUCAUUUCCAAAGGCGCAUUCGCAAAGCUCUGGCCCUGUUAUGCUCCUGCUGUUUCGAGAGAUGGUGGCCCUGCAUCUCGAUGGUAGUCUAGCUUAAUCACCACGAGUUAUCGCGGAAGUGCUGCACCCAGAAGACCCAGAAUAUUGGUGCGCCAGUGGAGACAAGCUUAUCAUGCCUCGCUAAGAACCAGCAACGGCGAACGACACUUGGAUGGGAAAGGCAAUAAAGACCAGCUUGGUCCCUCCUCAAUGCGAACUCGCCUUCUAGCACCAAAGCUGUUACAGUCCAUCAACCUGUGAGCUUCUGUGAGAAUGGACGCCCCACGCAAGCAAUCGGUGACCGUCAUCGACGAGAACGCUGUGGGCGUGACAUCCGUCUUCGCCAAACGCGGCGCACAUGCUGUCUUGGAAGAAGGCGCCAACCAGGAUGAGGUCACUCUGGGUGCUUUGGGUUAUAAACAAGAGUUCAAGAGAGACUUUACAAUAUUUGAAUCCUUUUCAGUGUCAUUCUCUGUUCUAGGCCUUUUGCCUUCUAUUGCAUCUACAAUUGGUUACAGCUUGGGCUAUUCGGGAACAGGUGGCGCCAUCUGGGGAUGGCUCAUUGCGUCGCUUUUCAUCCAGGCUACCGCCUACACCAUGGCCGAGUUAUGUUCAAGCAUGCCUACCGCUGGGGGUCUUUACUACGCCUCCGCCGUUCUGGCGCCUGAAGGAUGGGGUCCGCUUGCGUCCUGGUUUGUCGGCUGGUCCAAUUUCUGCGGUUUCGUCACCGGCCCAUGCUCGGUCAACUAUGCUCUGGCUUCCAUGUUGGUCACCUGUGGCAUGAUUGCUUAUCCUGACUACGAGCCGCAAACCUGGCACAUAUACCUCACAUUGCUCGCCAUCCUCGUUAUCAAUGGCCUCAUCACAAUGCAGUCAACCUGGUUCAUCGGCUGGGUCAACAAAAUUGGUACAAUAUGGAACCUCAUUGUCAUACUCAUCUUCGUCAUCUGGUUCCCGGUGGGCUCAAUCAACCAUCCAAAGACAAACCACAGUCACUACGUCUGGACCAGUUUCCCCAACGGGACCGAGUGGCCUAUCGGCUGGUCGACCAUCAUGGGCUUUCUCACGACAAUCUGGACCCUUUCCGGCUAUGACGCCCCGUUCCAUCUCUCAGAGGAAUGCAGCAAUGCCAACAUUGCGUCUCCCCGAGCGAUUGCCAUGACCGCGCAGUCAGGGCUCGUCUUGGGCUUUGCCAUAAUGAUGGUAAUCGUGUAUACAGUCACUGAUAUAACCGAUGUUGUUGCGGGUCAGUACGGGCAGCCAUUUGGAAGUUUGUGCCUCCAGGUUUUGGGCCAAAAGGCGGGUCUCGCCAUGUUCUCCCUCAACAUAAUUGCUCAAUUUUUCGUCGGAGUCGGUUGCACAGUCACCGCGACUCGUGUGAUCUUCGCUUAUUCUCGAGAUGGUGCCAUCGUGGGAUCGCGGUGGUGGAGCCAGGUACAUCCAAAGACCAGGACACCAGUGUACGCAACCUGGGGCGUUCUGUUCGUCGCAGCCUUGCUUGGCCUAUUGAUGUUUGCGAGUCCCGUCGCUAUUGGCGCCGUAUUCAGCAUUGGUGCCAUCGCACAGUACACGGCAUUCACAACGCCUGUGGCGUUGAAGUUAUUCUUCGACCACGGCAGAUUCAAACCAGGGCCUUGGAACCUUGGAAAAUACUCAAAGCCCCUAGGCGCUGUUGCCUUUGGCUGGUGGUUGCUGAUUGUUCCGGCCCUGUGCUUCCCAGCGGUAAAGGGCAAAGACCUAAAUGCACUGACAAUGAACUGGACUUGUCUCAUUUACGGGGGCUCUAUGUUCUUGGCCAUGUCCUGGUACGCGAUCGACGGCCGAAAGUGGUUCAAGGGCCCUCGUAUCAACGUGCACUAUACUGGUGAAGGGGCCGAGGUUCUCGAUGGCCAAUCUGCACACAGCAGCGAGGGGAAGCAGAAGGAGAUGGAGGCAGCAGAGAUCAAGUCGGAGGUGUAGCCUGUGGUCUCUCGAGUCACAAGAUGUCAGGGAGUGCCUAGCUGAACCAUUUUGCAAUAUGCAUCGCUCUCCAUUCACCCAGCGGCUACAACCAUGAUGAAUUUGUCAGGAUGAUCUGCUGAGCAUCCUCGAGUCGGAGCAAGUCGUACUAGGCCCACACUCUGGGGGCAUUAUUCAGCGAUAGGUGGACGAGCAGCAGCAGCAAUUCGUCUGGGCCGUGACCUAGCCGACCAGCUAAGCUGCAGCCGGCCGUAGUCCCAACGCUGGUGCCGACGUCUGUGUCCAAGCCAUGGCUGCGCACUCACCCACCACUACUACUUCAACUCCCACAAAGUUUUCCGUACAAAGAAUGCACCCCGUCC